Messenger RNA from Vavraia culicis subsp. floridensis, 1163 nucleotides. RefSeq lists its product as uncharacterized. The record is from RefSeq and is a predicted model, not a curated record. Lineage: Eukaryota; Fungi; Microsporidia; Pleistophoridae. Bases 1 to 711 code for a protein of 236 amino acids. The transcript has a single exon.
AUGAUACAAAUUCGAAAAGAUUUGGUUUUUUUGGUAAUUAUGAUGCUGCAACGUUGUGCAACAACACUUGUGAGACUGUUUAUUCCAAAAAGAAUCGAAGUCAUGCAAUUAAAGGAAUAUCUGCUGAGCAUGGAGAGCGUCUACAUUGGAAUUGCGAAGCUUGCGCUCAUCAUGAUCAUACUAUACUUUUAUAGAGCUGAACUACGCCUAGAUUGUACUAAUUUUGUCGGAAGUGCACAGGAGAAUACAUUUAUGAUAGUGAUACUGCUGUUUUGGUCUAUUGCGUACCCCGCAUUUCUUACACUUCCUGUAAGAAGUACGUACAUUGCAAUAUCUUACCUAUGUCUUAGGAAAAACAUUUUUUUAUUUUUUGAAAAACUUCUGUUGGACACUUUUCUCGAUGUUUUUCUUUUCGUGUACCUCCUGUUCUAUAAAAUAAGCGAAGGUAAACGAAUCGAUCGUAUUAUCCGAAGAAGGGAUUUGCGAUUGACCUUCUACAUGGUUUUGAUUCUGAUUGGCACCAGUGCUCUGAUGACAUAUGCCCACUAUUACAGAGAAUUUGAUAAUGACACCGCGUACAUGGUUUAUUUUCUCAUGAAUUUCACUCUUUUGCUUGCAUUUGAUACUACGCGCAGCAUCAUGUUUGUAUACUUUCUGUUUGUCCUUGGCAAGACAAUAGCCACGCUAUCAUCACCACCGCUAAACUUUUAGAGCCAUGCAUAUCACAAAAAUGGCGAAAAGGCACCUAACGGCCCAUCAUUUGCAAGAACUGAACAUAACCGGUACUGGCAUAUCGCAUCAAAUAAAAAUGUUGUCACUGUUGUGGAGCAAUGAGCUAUUUAUUGUUAAGUGAAGAAUCAUUGCAUGACGGUUAUUGCACGUGAAAACGAGCUAUGCAUGUGUAAAAAGUUCGAUGUCCGAGUAAUGACGAAACUCUUUCUUUGGCACCACUGCUGAACCACCGAUAGACCGGUAAAAAUAUCUGUAGCUACCCAGUCAUAGCUUGUCACUGCAAUCAGCAUCAAUGGAUUGAUGCCCAGCAUCCAAAAAGUUUAUAACACGUUCGUUCGAUUCCGCUACAGCCUUUGUCGCACGUAAUGUACCACCAAACAUACACCAUGUUGAACUAAUAACCAUAAGUAAUUAAAUCUAACCAUUCUCAG